UCCGCCAUUUUCUGGAAAAAAAACCAAACAGCCGCCCCUUAUUCCUCCAUCAUCUCCAAACAGACUCCCCUUCUCAAAAUAAAAACAAACCACACCCUAGCCGCUCCAUCACAGACCUCCUUCAUUAAAACAAGGUUAUCUGGAAAAGAAAGCUGUUUCGAAGCCUUGCUCCUACAUUUGGUAUUUCUGGAAAGUUAAAGGGUCUUUUGGGCUGUUGGAAGUAUUUUUUUUUUUUGGAGCUUGCUGAUUUUCUCUGCCGAUUGUUGCUGGGGAUUGUUAACUGAGCUUCAUCUUCUGCUUCUAAGCUUUAUUUGGUUAUUCCUUGUUGGUGAAUUCAUCUCUAGUGAUAUCAAUCUUGGGAAAUGGCGAGCUUGAUAUCGCAGAAUGCUUCUCAUACCAUCGGGGUUGAAAAGUCUAAAAGGAAGGCUAAGAAGGAAGUAAGUGAGAAAGAAAGUAAUAGGAAGAGAAAGAAAGAGCAAAAUGAAGAGAAUGAUGAAUUAGAAGUCGAGCAGGAGAAGGAAAUGAAGAAGCUUGAGAACUUAUUGUUUGGCUCCUUGUACAACCCUGUUGGGUUCGGGAAGGACGAUGAAGAAGAAAAGAGAAAUGAUGGCGAAAACGAUUCUGCUAUGUUCUUUGUGGACCGGUUUGCGGAUAGUGCGUUGUCUGUUUAUGAGGGGGAUGCACAGCUGGUGCCACAAGGUAUCCACAUUGUGGGAAAGGAGGAGCGGAAACCGGUGUGGGUAGACGACGAAGAAGAGAAGACUAGUAUCAAAAUAGCAAGUGUGAACAGAUUGAGGAAGCUGAGGAAAGAAGAGGGUGAGGAUGUCAUAUCUGGUUCCACGUACGUGGCGAGACUAAGGGCUCAACACGCUAAACUUAAUCCAGGCACUGAAUGGGCCCAAAUUGAUUCUCAAGGCAGAAGCUACAGUUCUGAUGAUGAAGAUUCUGACGAGGAAAGUAAACAUACUGAGGGCUACUGUUCAAAGAAUAUCAAGUUGGUCGGUGAUAUUCUUCAAUCAAACGAAGAUCUUGUUGUCAAAAGUCGCACAAAGUUGUUACCUGGGCUUCUUGAAUAUUCGAGACUGGUUGAUGCAAAUGCACCUGAUCCUUCAAAUGCACCAAUAAAUUCUGUUCAGUUCCACAGGAAUUCUCAGUUGCUCCUUGUUGGUGGGUUGGAUAAAAAACUCAGAUUUUUUCAGAUUGACGGGAAACGAAAUACAAAGAUACAGAGCAUCUUUCUUGAGGAUUUUCCAAUUAAAAAGGCGUCUUUCCUACCCAAUGGGUCUCAAGUUAUUGUAUCAGGAAGAAGAAAGUUCUUUCAUGUCUUAGACUUGGUCAAAGCAAGUGUAGAUAAAAUAGGUCCUCUAGUCGGCAGGGAAGAAAAGAGCCUGGAAAGUUUUGAGGUUUCUCCUGAUUCAGAUACAAUUGCUUUUCUUGGUAAUGAAGGAUACAUUUUGCUAGUUUCCUCCAAAACAAAGGAGCUAAUUGGGACACUGAAAAUGAAUGGAACUGUUCGCUCAGUGGCUUUCACCAAUGACGGACAACAAUUAUUGAGCUCUGGUGGAGACGGCCAGAUUUACCAUUGGGAUUUGAGAACAAGAACUUGCAUUCAUAAAGGUGUUGAUGAAGGGUCCAUAAAUGGUACAGCUCUUUGUACUUCACCAAAUGGUAGUUUGUUUGCUGCUGGUUCAGACAGCGGGAUAGUAAAUAUUUAUAACAGAGAAGAGUUUUUGGGCGGAAAGAGAAAACCAAUCAAGGCGUUUGAGAAUCUCACAACGAAAGUGGAUUUUAUGAAAUUUAAUCAUGAUUCUCAAAUAUUAGCCAUCAGUUCUAGCAUGAAGAAAAACAGCUCAAAGCUAAUUCACAUUCCAUCAUUUACAGUUUUUUCAAACUGGCCUUCUCCAAAUCGAGCCGUGCACUAUCCGCGCUGUUUGGAUUUUAGUCCUCAUGGAGGAUUCAUGGCUAUGGGAAAUGCUGAAGGAAAAGUGUUACUGUACAAGUUGCAUCACUACCAUGAUGCAUAGUUUGUUUGUUUAAUACUGUUGCCAUUAUGAGCUACAGAUGUUUUUGUUAGUGUAGGAUGGAGUUCAAAGGCAUGAUUUCCUUUCAAAUUUUGAUGUAACAGUAUUAUUUGAAGUAUGGCAAGAUUAUCUCUGUGAUUUUGUUAAUUUUAGCAAAUGGUUUGCUUUUAGCAGAGAAUUCUUCAAGUGGUAAAGACUGAAUGGUUCUCUCUAAUUCCUAGUUUGGGUUACUAUUGAUGCACUUUUGUGCAAAUUACG
This is a messenger RNA of Nicotiana attenuata, 2279 nucleotides long. RefSeq names its product U3 small nucleolar RNA-associated protein 18 homolog. Lineage: Eukaryota; Viridiplantae; Streptophyta; Magnoliopsida; Solanales; Solanaceae. Gene Ontology annotation, molecular function: protein binding. The record is from RefSeq and is a predicted model, not a curated record. The coding region runs from base 363 to 2024 and encodes 553 amino acids. The transcript has 2 exons. Gene Ontology annotation, cellular component: small-subunit processome; Pwp2p-containing subcomplex of 90S preribosome. Gene Ontology annotation, biological process: rRNA processing.